Anoplophora glabripennis (Asian longhorned beetle) is the source of this 1128-nucleotide messenger RNA. RefSeq lists its product as uncharacterized. The record is from RefSeq and is a predicted model, not a curated record. Gene Ontology annotation, biological process: DNA integration; DNA recombination. The annotation marks the transcript as partial. Gene Ontology annotation, molecular function: DNA binding. The transcript has 4 exons. Lineage: Eukaryota; Metazoa; Arthropoda; Insecta; Coleoptera; Cerambycidae.
UAGGUUGUUGCUAUGUUACGUGUUUAUAAACAGAAUUGUUACUUGCUUAUAAACAGUACUUUGUUAUCAAGCUGUGUUUGCGUUAAAAACGUGUUUUCUACCCCAAAUAUAAUGGAGCAGAUUUUGAAGAAAGCUGAAAAAGCAAGAGAAUCAUUAAUUCCAUCGAAAAGUGAAGCCGUAUACCAAAAAGAAUACAAGAUAUAUCUGGAGUGGCUGACACGGAAUAAUGUUAUGCCAAAAGAUGCCACUGAAACUGUAUUACUGGCAUAUUUUCAAGAAUUGUCAGAAACGUAUAGUCCGAAUUCUUUAUGGACUAAAUGGUCAAUGCUAAAAUCGAAGGUGAAUAUACAUGAGAAACGAGAUAUCGCCAAGUUCAAUGAACUAGAGGCUUUUUUGAAACGGAAGAGUAAGAGUUAUAAGCCGAAAAAGUCUGCUGUUUUAUCUCCUAAUGAUGUUAUCAGAUUUCUAAAGAACGCUCCUAAUGAAAUUCAUUUAUUGCAUAAGGUUGUUUUGAUUAUGGGUUAUUUUGGAGGAUGCAGAAGUCAGGAACUUUUGAAUAUGAAGAUAUCGGAUAUAGAGGACCGGGAUUCCGUUAUGGUAGUGAACGUACCGGAAAGUAAAACUGGUGUAUCGAAGAAAUUUACAAUUGUGGAUGAAAAAGAGUUCUCUGCUUUGCCUUUAUUAAGACUUUAUAUGUCUUUGCGUCCUAAAGGUAUUGAACGAUUUUUUUUNUCUAUUCUUGCCUACAACAUUUACUUGAAACAUUUUUGUUAUUUUUUGAAAGUCACAAAAAUUGUGCUGCCGCAACAAGAUUGUACCAUGAGAGAUAUCCAAAUCGCCGGGUCCCCCACAGGCAAACUUUUUCAGCCGUGGAAAGAAGGUUGCGAGAAACUGGCCAAAUUCAACCUAAGCGUGAGGGUAAUGGACAAAGACGGUACCUAUAUCAGAAAUGUAAACCUUGAAGAAGCUAUACUUACCAAUUUAGAAGAAAAUCCUCAAACAAGUACAAGAAGACUGGCUACACAGUACAACGUUUCGCAAAGCCUUGUUUGGAACUUGAUUCAUGAUAACCUUUUACGCCCUUUUCACCACCAGCCGGUUCAAGAGUUAACUGCAAAUGAUUUACCU